Messenger RNA from Colletotrichum navitas, 1804 nucleotides. RefSeq names its product FAD dependent oxidoreductase. The record is from RefSeq and is a predicted model, not a curated record. Bases 249 to 1607 code for a protein of 452 amino acids. Lineage: Eukaryota; Fungi; Ascomycota; Sordariomycetes; Glomerellales; Glomerellaceae. The transcript is spliced from 2 exons. Gene Ontology annotation, molecular function: monooxygenase activity; FAD binding.
CCGACCUCCAAGCCUCGGUAAUGGUGUCAUUGUCUGUGGUGCGUCUGCAGAACAUGUCACAGUCGUCUACUAGACCCAGCCUCUUUGGAAAUUGUUGAGUGGGUGACGGUAAGAGGAAACUGCUGCAGAGCGGUGGUUGUCAUAUCGUGCACCAUCACAUUUUGCAUAAACAAACUCCAUUGGCCUCAAACCCACCACCAUACAGCGCUGUCACCGACUUCACGAGUGAGUGACGGGGGCCAUUCAACAUGGGUGAAGCAGCGGGGUGCAAUGCCUCGCAUCCUCUCCAUGUCAUAAUCAUCGGCGCGGGCCUUGCGGGCCUGGCCACCGCCCUCUCUACCAAGCUCGCAAACCCCUCCCAUCGCGUCACGAUCCUCGAAGCCGUCAAAGAACUUCAAGAAGUCGGUGCAGGCCUCCAGCUCACACCCAACGCAACCCGCCUUCUUCAAGCCUGGGGCCUGGGCCCGACCCUUUCCCCCCUCGCGACCCGUCCUUCGACCCUCUCCGUCCACCGUUACGACGGCACCCGCCUUCUCGCCCACGAAUCACGCCUCCAAGAAACCAUCCAAUCCCGCUACGGCCAUCCUUUUUGGGGGCUCCACCGCGUCGAGCUUCAGCGCGCCCUGGUCGAUCGAUGCACCGCCCUCGGCGUUGAGAUUCACCUCUCUGCGCGCGUCCGCUCCGUAGACUUUGCCCGCGCCGUCGUGACCAUCGCCCAGGAAGACAGCGAUGGCGCCUCCGGAACCCACUCCGUGGAUAUCGGCGGCGACGUCGUCGUCUGCGCCGACGGCAUGUGGUCCGCCACCCGCGCCCAGUUCCUCGGUCGACCCUCACCUCCGGUACUGACGGGCGACUUGGCCUUCCGCAUCGCGAUCCCGAUCGACUCCCUCAGAGGCCCCCACAAGGCUGAGCUUGAAGCCUUUAUCAAGUCGGAGACAGUUCACUUCUGGAUCGGUCCGCAGUCCCACGGCGUGUCUUACACCGUGAAACAGGGCCGCAUGCUCAACCUGGGCCUCCUGUCCCCGGACAACCUCCCCGAGGGCUCGACAAAAGUCCUCGGGGAUGUCGAGGAGAUGCGUUCCCUCUUCUCCGGCUGGGACCCCCUCCUCCGAAAGCUCCUGGACCAGGUCGAGAGCGUUCACAAGUGGAAACUCUGCUGGAUCGAGCCUCUCUCCCAGUGGGCCAGCGACGACGGGUCCUUCUUCAUGGCUGGGGACUGCUGUCACCCGAUGCUCCCCUAUCUCGCACAGGGCGCAAACUCCUCCCUGGAGGACGGUGCCGUGCUGGGCUAUCUCCUGGGAAAGGUUGGCGGGCACGGGACAAAAGCCGCGCAGCUCCCCGCCGCAGCGGCCAUGUACCAGCGCCUCCGCAUGGCUCGCGGGCAGCGCAUCGUUAUGGAGUCGUUCCGGCAGCGCGACGACUUCCACAUGCCUGAUGGCCCAGAGCAGGAGCGCCGCGACGAGGUCAUGGCGGCAUCACUGGGACCAGGGGCGGAACCACAGCCCGGGUUUCCUUCGCGGUGGACGUGUCCUGAGAUCCAGAGGUUCCUGUAUUCGUACGAUGCGUACGCAGAGGCGGAGGAGUCUUAUAAUCAGGAUCCAUACUAGGCUGUUCAAGAAUGUUUUGCUUGAGCCGCCUUCGCCCACGGCGUCUAUAUCCACGUCCCUGUCCUAGCUGGCCUGCGUGCCCGCACGCAGCGACGUGGUCCAAUGUCCAUUCCGCAUUCAGGCACUUCGAUGCUAUACUCUUCAUAUCUUAUGCGCCGUCGUCUGUCGUUAAAAUCACCAUUCCCAUCCGCCCUCUA